Acanthochromis polyacanthus (spiny chromis) is the source of this 1464-nucleotide messenger RNA. RefSeq names its product deoxyribonuclease I-like 1 (gene dnase1l1). Gene Ontology annotation, molecular function: DNA nuclease activity. Gene Ontology annotation, cellular component: nucleus. Bases 117 to 1163 code for a protein of 348 amino acids. NCBI's taxonomy places the organism in Eukaryota, Metazoa, Chordata, Actinopteri, Pomacentridae. Gene Ontology annotation, biological process: DNA catabolic process. The record is from RefSeq and is a predicted model, not a curated record. The transcript has 10 exons.
CAACUGGCUGGGCUAACUUUGACAAUCAUUAGAAAGGAGGAGCAAGAAACAAACAGACCCUACAAGCUUAAGAAACAACAAAGCGGGAAGCCGGAGUGCCCGGAGAAAACCCACGCAUGCACAGGGAGAACAUGCAAACUCCAUGCAGAAAGAUCCCAGGCCCAGGCCGGGAUUUGAACCAGGGAUCUUCUUGCUGCAAGCUCAGGGCCAUGAGGUCAUCUUCCCUCCUCCUGCUCUUCUUCCUUGCGGAUGUGAGCGAUGUUCUUGGGGGUUCAGACUUCAGAAUCUGCGCCUUCAACCUCCACAGCUUUGGAGAGUCCAAAAGCAAGAACAGCGAAGUUAUGCAGACUCUUGCCAGGAUCAUUACCCGCUAUGAUGUGUGUUUGCUUCAGGAAGUGAGAGACAGUAAAGGAAAAGCUUUGCCACAGCUGCUCAACAGCCUCCAGAGCUAUGACACUAAACACAGGUAUAGCGCUGUGACCAGCGAGCGACUGGGAAGGUCUGAAACAUACCAGGAGCAGUAUGUGUUUGUUUACAGGACUGACUCUGUGACAGUAACUGGUCAGUAUCAGUAUCCAGAUGAUAAACCAGGAGAUGUAGAUGCAUUCUCCAGGGAGCCUUUUGUUGUCCGAUUCAAAGCCCCGAAAACAGCUAUUAGAGAAUUCACCCUCAUCCCUCAGCACACGACUCCAAGCAACACCACGAAGGAGCUUGAUGCACUUUACGAUGUUUUGCAACGUGUGAGACAGAUGUGGAGAACCGAGAACGUGAUGCUUCUUGGAGACUUCAACGCCGACUGUGGCUACCUGGCUAAGAAGAACAGGAAGUAUGUGCGGCUGCUUACAGAAAGCAACCUCUUUUGGCUCAUACCUGAUGACGUCGACACCACCGUGCGAUCGACCACAUUCUGCUCCUAUGACAGGAUCGUUGUGCACGGAGAAACCUUUCACAGAGCAAUUGUUCCUUCUUCAGCCAAACCAUUUAACUUCCAAGAAGCAUAUCGACUAACAGAGGACCAGGCUCUGGAUGUCAGCGACCACUACCCUGUGGAGGUCCAGCUGAAGAUUGACAACAGUCCCGUGGGUGGCGCAAACAAACCAACAAAUCAGAAAAUGCUCUUUUCUUUCCUCGUCCAUUUUGUCCUUCAAAUGUUAACAUGGUAGCUGAAUAAUAAACCGACAGCAAUAGAAUCUGAGGACAGCUGACUUCAUGAUUCCUCAACAUAUGGAGCCAAAAAUCUGAAUAUUCUGAAAUAUUUAGGCAGAAUUUUUAUACACUGAAUGUCACCUGCAGCAUAAUCACUGUCUUUAUGGCAAACAGUCUGUUGUCAUGUAAAAUAAACUGCAUAAAUAUCAAAUAUAAAAAUGUUUCUCUGAUAAGAAACUUAGCUGUUGUAAAUACUCUGGUUGAAAUGUUGUUUUGAGCAUUAUUUAUAGUGGAUUAAACACAAGGUCAGAUCUUAAA